AUCUAAAUCAAUUCUCCCCGCUGCAUUUGGAGAAUGGCCAGGACAGAACAAUUCGAGAAACUGAGGCCUGUCGGCGGAUUAGAGCAAUACGCCACCGCCAGGCACCACCUGCGCUUCUUCUACAAUGCCGGCGUAACCGCAACUUACACCCUGCCGAGCACCUACGCUCUCCCUGCCAAGGACUACAUCUACAAGGCCUGCGCGACGCUCAUCGCGCACCACCCGAUCCUCUCCGCCAUCCCGGUGGGCGAGGAAACGAAAGAGCCGUAUUUUGCGCGUCUGCCGCAGAUUGAUCUCACGGGGGCGGUGUCGUUCCACCAGCGAGCGGUCGGGUUUCCGGAAGCCGAAGAUGCCCAAGAUGACGAUUUAGAAGCCCUCUUGAAAGCCCAGCAUAAUCGGGCGUUUGAGCCGCCGUUGCCGUAUUGGCGGCUUUGCGUGUUGGUGGAUGAGAACGAGAGGCGGUUUACCGCUGCGUUUGUUUUUCAUCAUGCCGUUAGUGAUGGGGAGUCUGGGAAGGCGUUCCAUCGGACGUUCCUGCGUGCGUUGCAGGGUCUGGAGGCGCUAGGGGCCGGUGAGGUGCUGGGUAUUGUGAAGCCGCCGGAGAUGCCGCUUUUGCCGAGUCUGGAGCAGGCGCAUCCGCUGCCUUUGUCGUGGUGGUUUGUCGCGACGACGCUGUUUAAGGUGAAGGUUUGGUCUCCGGCGCGGAAUCCGGGGCUCUGGACGGGCGGGGUGAUAGCCUCGUCGUUGGAGACUGACCUGCGGCAUUUCGCGGUCUCGAGAGCGUCGAGUACGGCGUUGAGGGAUGCUUGUCGCGAGAAUGGGACGACGGUGACUGGCGCGUUGCAGACGGUUGUUGCUCGCGCGCUGUUCAAGAAUCUACCGGAGACCUGUACGCAGCUUAAUUGCUCCGGCGCCAUGUCGACUCGGAGGUGGCAUUUGGGUGUCAUUACCGAGGAUUCCAUCGGUGACUGGGUCAAUGGCUACGGCGAUACGCAUGAUCGUGCGAAUCUGGCGGGUCCCUCGUUUCCGUGGGAGGAGGCUCGACGGGCUCGCGAGACAACCGAGGGUGUGUUGAACCUGCAGGGCACGAAUAUGACCCCGGCGCUUUUGAAAUACGUGGAUGAUUUCAAAGAAGAGCUCUUUCUGUCGAAGGUGGGGAGCGAGCGCGAUUCGAGCUUUGAGGUCUCGAAUAUCGGCGCGGUCGGGUUGAAAGAGGCCCCGGAUUCUUCGACGCCGCAGAUGGGCCGCAUGGUUUUCUCUCAGAGUGCCAAUGUUACCGGCAGUGCCGUUGUGGUGUCUUCUGUCACCGGCGCAGAUGGAUGUCUGGUCGUCACGUUUGUGUGGCAGAAGGGGAUCGUGGAUGAGGAUCUGAUGUCAUCUUUGGUUCCGGCUGUGAAGGCGGAAUUGCUGAGCCUGUGUGCCAAGUGAUGAGUUGGUUGGUUUGAUAUUGCUAUUGGUUAUAACCUGUACAGUAUAGAGCUGUCACUUAGAUACGAUUAAUGUUUAAUAUGUGU
Aspergillus steynii IBT 23096 is the source of this 1514-nucleotide messenger RNA. RefSeq lists its product as uncharacterized. The transcript is spliced from 2 exons. Lineage: Eukaryota; Fungi; Ascomycota; Eurotiomycetes; Eurotiales; Aspergillaceae. Gene Ontology annotation, molecular function: N-acetyltransferase activity. Bases 34 to 1428 code for a protein of 464 amino acids. The record is from RefSeq and is a predicted model, not a curated record.